UUUCGUGCUGCAUACUGUGAGCCCGAAGCUAGCGAUUUACCACAUAAAAUAUAUGCCUUUGAACCUACCAGGCAUGUCAGUGAUGUGCUAUGUGGCAGCACUCGCGGUAUCAUAUUUAUUGUUGGCCUUGGGUCGAAUGGAUAUUUAUGACUACCAGUCCGUUAUGUGUAUGGUCACUGCAUAUACAUUAUACUUUACGAUGAUGGCCAGCUUCUUUUGGCUGAACAUCAUGUCCUUUGAUAUCUGCUGGACGUUCGGUGGAAGUCGUGGGCGGACGAGUGAACGGAGAAAGUUUCUGUAUUAUUCUCUGUACGCAUGGGGUGUACCGCUGCUACUUCUUUUGUUGAUUCUUCUCUUCGAUCAUACGGAGCUCAUAAGCUGGAAUCAUCGACCGAAUAUUGGCGAGGAAGGAUGUUUCCUCAAAGAAAAAAAGGUGACUCAGUUUAUAUACAUGUACUUACCGCUACUCUUAUUGGUCACUGCGAACAUAUACUUCUUCGCUAUCACCGCCAAACGUAUAUACGAAGCAGAGAAGGCAAAUGUUGUUAUGAUGAAAGGCAAUUCGAGGCGCCACUCGAAGUUUGAAAAGGAUCGAAACAGAUUCGGACUAUAUCUACGCUUGUUCACCAUCAUGGGCGUAACCUGGUCACUAGAAAUAGUAAGCUGGCUGGUGACUGAGCCGAAUGCUCCUAAUCCGUCAUGGGUAGUAUACCUUCUGGACGUUUCCAACUGCCUUGCGGGCAUAGUAAUCUUCUUCCUGUUCGUCUGGAAGCAAAGAAUAAAGAAGCUGUUCGUUCAGCGAUUCAACAGGGUAAUAGGAUCUUCGGAAACAAGCUACAAUCCCAACAAUACCGGCAGCGUCCAAUCGACUGAUCUAACCCAUUCCAAGGGGAUGAGUAGCAUGCAUCACACUUUCAAACACAUUUAAACAUUAAAUAUGAUUCCGGGAGGCUGACCCAACACUCAUUUCAAACAUUCGGCCAGCGCUUGACAUUACAUGAAAUCAUAUGCUUGACUUGAUCUUUAGAACCAAUUAUGCUCGCCGAAAGCUCAUUUGAUCAUCAAUUUCGUUCAGCGUUCGUGCUUGUUGUUCGUACGAAGGACGACAAGUGCUUUUCAUUGUCAUUUCUAUGUUACUUAGGACAUAAUACGACGAAGAGAACGAUGAUUUUCUUCAGACACCUUUUCAAACCAUGGUAGGACCGUAGUUUAUUGAAAUAUACU
This is a messenger RNA of Anopheles aquasalis, 1224 nucleotides long. Its product is annotated as G-protein coupled receptor Mth2-like. NCBI's taxonomy places the organism in Eukaryota, Metazoa, Arthropoda, Insecta, Diptera, Culicidae. Gene Ontology annotation, biological process: cell surface receptor signaling pathway; G protein-coupled receptor signaling pathway. Gene Ontology annotation, molecular function: G protein-coupled peptide receptor activity. Gene Ontology annotation, cellular component: plasma membrane. The record is from RefSeq and is a predicted model, not a curated record.